CGUAGGGACGAUAGCCAGGCGUUUCGUGAAACAUUUAAAAAAAAUUAAGCAAAUCGGUUGAAUAGUUCGACCGGAGUCAUGUCCGUUGUUGGUUUAAAGUUUGAGAAUAUGCAAGUUAGCGGUCUCGUCUUUAAGUUGGCGAAACCGCUCGGCAAUAAAGCUUACAACGAUCUCGUCUCCGGUUUCUCACUACAAUGUCUACAUCAGCCAUUUUUGAUAAAUGUAAAAGGAUUUUUCAGAUUGAGUUUACCGUUACUAGGUGAUAUUCACAAUGGUUACUAUGAUUUGUAUUAA
Molecule: messenger RNA, 294 nt
Organism: Bactrocera latifrons
Lineage: Eukaryota; Metazoa; Arthropoda; Insecta; Diptera; Tephritidae
Product: putative gustatory receptor 23a
Exons: 3
Coding region: 79-294 (71 amino acids)
Source: RefSeq, a predicted model, not a curated record